Molecule: messenger RNA, 1269 nt
Organism: Rhizoctonia solani
Lineage: Eukaryota; Fungi; Basidiomycota; Agaricomycetes; Cantharellales; Ceratobasidiaceae
Product: WLM domain protein
Exons: 5
Coding region: 1-1269 (422 amino acids)
Source: RefSeq, a predicted model, not a curated record
AUGUCGUUGAUUAGAGCAUUCACUCAUCUGGCCAACCAGCCGCGCGCCCCUGAAGCACUCUACACCCUCAAACGCAUAGCCGAUUUAGCGUAUCCUAUUAUGAAACAGCACGGAUGGGUGAUCCCAGUACUUUCUGAGUUCUUCCCCGACGAUGAGCGUUUACUCGGCUUAAAUAUCAACUCUGGAGAUAAAAUCCUGAUUCGGCUCCGUCCAGCCCGAAGUCCUGGUACAUUCUAUCCGAUAGAACAGUUAGUACGUGUCAUGCUCCACGAGCUGACCCACAAUGUUCAUGGUCCACACGACGAACGGUUUUACUCAUUAUUAAACAAACUCGAAGACGAGUAUGACACACUCGUCACAAGCGGCUGGCAAGGAAGCGGGUUCUAUGCGCCGGGCGAACGGUUAGGCAGCAAGGACCAAGGGGGUUGGGGUAGUAGAAGCUGGGGUUCCUUCGACAUAGGUAGCCGGAGGAAAGCUCUGGAAGCUGCUGAAGCACGUCUAAAGAUAGAAAGAUCUCGCUCAGGAGGUCGAUUAGGUGGUUCAGAGUCGUCUGCGCGAGCCGGUAGAACUAUACAAGAGCUCGCAGCCAAUGCAGCGGACCGUCGCCGUAGGGACAAGCAAACAUGCGCAGCAUCGCACCCUUCCGCUGAUCGCGAAGCCGCUCGCGCUGCUGUCGAUAGCAUUGCGAGCGUCGUUGAGGACGCAGACCUUGCUGAAGCACUUCAACUGAGCAGCGUGCUCGCCGAGCCUGUGGAUCAUCCCAACUCCACGAGGGCAACGGUUGUUGAGCUACCAACCUCGCUUGCUCGGGUCGUGUCUGAUCCCAAUACUCAUGGUCCAUUUGAUGAAUCCAUCAUUGAAAUAUCAGAUUCAGAUUCAGAAGGCGAGUCGAUCUCUCCGCGCGCUCACCCUUCCUCAAAUGGACGGCAAUGCCUAUCGUGCACUUAUCUCAAUCCACUCGGAACCACACGAGAUAGUUGCAAACUAUGCGAGGCACCCCUACCGAAUACUUUUGUUCAAUCUCAAGAGGAGCCGUGGACAUGUGUGAAGCCACUGGGCCCCCAAACCCCAGACACACGGGGAGGCUUCAGAGGUAAAAGCGUUACCCAGUGCUACUUGGACUUGUGGAUUAUGCACUUUGAUCAACGUGUAUGCAUCGAAAGCCUGUUCCUUGUGCGACGGACCGUGUCCCUUGAUAAUCCCUCCAAGUUCCGGUCCUUCCCACAAGAGCCAGUCAUUUAUUCCGGGACCUCGCUCCCCAUUGAAUAG